Aspergillus lentulus is the source of this 1089-nucleotide messenger RNA. RefSeq lists its product as uncharacterized. The record is from RefSeq and is a predicted model, not a curated record. Lineage: Eukaryota; Fungi; Ascomycota; Eurotiomycetes; Eurotiales; Aspergillaceae.
AUGACGACUGCCACGACUCUCCCAUCGGGUGUUAGUGGCCCUCCAACGGUGAACCGGAACGACAACCAUGGAGGGCUAGUUGUGGUGAUCACCGGCUUCUGCUUGGUCCUGGUACUUUCGUCUCUGGCCGCUCGGACGUUUUCCUCGUUCAAGAGGCGAAUCAUCCAGAAAGACGACUAUGGGUUUAUGGCUGUAGUGAUUGUUGCACUGGCGCAGACGUCUUUGGUACUAGCGCAGGUUCACUACGGCUGGGGAGCAACCGAAGAGUCGCUUUCCUCCGCAACAAAGAAGAAAAUGCUCAAGAUGGGAUAUGCCUCCGAUAUCCUCUUCGUUGUCACCCUCGGCCUGUCGAAGAUAACGACCACCGUCUUCUACAUGACACUGUUCAAGCAGAAACUUCGAGCUGUUAUCCGAGGUCUUCUCGUUGCAGGAUGUAUCUGGGUUAUACUGUCCAUUAUUCUGUUAGCAGUCCGAUGUGGCCAUCAACCGUGGCUCGAUAUCGACGCACAAUGUGGUGGUUUGUUCCAAAGAUGGCAGGCAAUCACCGCCAUCGAUAUUGCCCUCGAGUCCCUUCUCAUCCUCUACUCCGCCCGAGCGAUAUACAGCAUCAAGAUCUCCACACGACAAAAAAUCGUCGUAUUCGGUACUCUCAGCUGUCGAGUCGUACUCAUCCCGCUGGCGGCUAUACAUCUCUAUUACGUCAAAGUCCAGCUAGUUUCAGAGAAUCCGAUCCUCUAUGGCGCAUUCGCCAGCAUCACCGCAGAACUCUACCUCGCCAUGAGCGUCGUCUGCCUCGUCGCCUCGUUCAUGAAGCCCGUGCUGGCCGUCUACGUCGAUGAGUACGGCAUCGCCUACACGGACGACGUAUCACCGCCGAACUCGAAGUUGCGAAGUCAUACGUCGUCCGAUAGCCGGUCGCGGAGGUUGCGGCGGUCGGAGACGGAAUACGAUCAUGGCUGGGGGCGGAUGCCGGAUCAAACCAUCCCGGCUGCUUCAGGGGGACGCAUCAUGAAGACGGUGCAGAUUAGUGUCAGUGAUGGACCGAUGGAGCUGGACAGGCGGGAGCCGGAGGUUGUGAUUGGUGUAUAA